Molecule: messenger RNA, 1720 nt
Organism: Petromyzon marinus (sea lamprey)
Lineage: Eukaryota; Metazoa; Chordata; Hyperoartia; Petromyzontiformes; Petromyzontidae
Gene: GINM1
Product: glycosylated integral membrane protein 1
Source: RefSeq, a predicted model, not a curated record
ACGUCACCGCGGUAUACGCACAUCGCGGUGACGUCAGCCGGCGCACAGAAUAACAACAAGAAGCGGUGUAAAAUGGCGAAAGCGGGAGCCGUGGUUCUGUUCGCCGUCUUCGCGAACGCGGCAUUCGUUGGCGUCAGUGCAGAGAGCAAUGCUCAAAUAAACGUGCUGGUACAAUCUCUCAACCAGUCCCGGCAGUUUGAGGUUCGUUUGGACGUGACGGUGAGCGAGGGUAAAGUCUCUGUGAACACGCAUCCCGUGGGCAGCAACGUGGUGACUCGUGUGGAUUGCCAGGCUGACGUGGCGGAGCUGGCCACUGAUGGAGUGUCGGUGCUGCAGCAGUGGUCAUCCCCCGUGAGUCUCCGUGUGCUCGUGCUCGAGUCUCCCAUCUCGGGGCAGCCAGGCCGGCCGGGCAUCGUGGCCCAGCUGCAGGUGACUGACAUCGACUCAACGCAGGUGACCCAGGCGUUGGUGCCGAUGCUGGAGGUGACGUUUGGAAUGUCGCAGAACGAAGUGCGGCGCGCCACGUGGAGCGUGCCCAUGGAGGAGAGCAUGCUGUACAGCAUGCCACGUGACGCGGACACCUACGGCACACUGCCCAACACGCCCGGGAAAGAGCUGCCCGCGGGACCCCUGCAGACGACCAGCCACUACCCGAUGGGUCAAGCGGAGACCACUCUGGAGGAAGCAGCCGCUCCGGGGAAGCUCCCCGAGACGCCUCUGCGCGCCGAGCCCCCUUCCUCGUACAAGCUGGUGUGCCAGCGGGCCGAGAUGCUGCGCCAGGAGGUGUGCCGCCUGUGGAGGAGCCUGUGGCAGCAGGCCCUGCCGCUGGUGUGCGGCGCGGCGCUGCUCGUGGUGGUGGGGGCGCUGGGCGGCACCGUCAUCGUGCUCGGCCUCCGCGUGCUGUGCCCGCACGCGCACGACAGCAAGUUCGACUCGAAGGCGUUUUACGUGGACAACCUCCAGAUGGACUUCCAGCCGCUCAUCGUCGACAAGAAAGGGACACCGUGCUAGGAAGAUGGGGGGGAGCGCACUUUUAACCCCCGAGCCGAUUUCAGUGAAACCUCCCCACCCCCACCACCCCCUUGUUACUUACGCGGCCAUAAGCCGCCAGCUGUUCCUCCCCACCCCCAUCAUUGCGCGCGAGUUCUCCUUGCCCCUCCCGGCUGUCUGUCUCUUCUGUCUCUCUCUCGGUUUUUCUUUGAGAGCCACGCUCCUCGUCGAGAGUUGAAGUGACGAUGCUGGCUCGCUGUGUAUCGGAACGGUUGUGCUGUGUAACAAGAGUGAUAACGAUAUUGACGAUAAUGUUUUGUCUCCUUACGUUGGACAUUGAGUUCAUAGACUAUGAAUCCAUUAGGAAUUCCUGGGGGUUGUGCUCUUGAUGCCUGAGGCUCGUAGAGCCAGAUUAAGGCACGUUUAGGGUUCAUUGUUCAUUACUGGGAUGCAGUCUUGGGCUAGCUUUUAGAAUGGAUUAUUAGGGCUCCAUGCUAAUACCUGAGGCUCAUAGAGACGCACUAAGGUACUCCUUGGAUUGUUAGGCAUCACUGAUUAUUCCUAAGGCUCACAUGGCCAGUUUUAGGAUCCAUUGUUAACCACUGAAAUUCACAGAGCCAGGCUUGAGGACCUUUAGGGUUCUUAGAAUAAAGCAUUCAUACUUAAUACUCACCGAGAUAGAAUAAUGCACUUUAAAAGAUUCUUCUGGAUCAUUGGUAAUUGCUGAUAU